AUGAAGAUGCACUUCUGUAUCCCGGUGUCCCAGCAGCAGCUGGACCCGCUGGGGGGCCGCUACGUGCUGUACUCCGUGUACCUGGACGGCUACCUCUUCUGCAGGGUGCGCUACAGCCGACUGCAUCGUUGGAACGAACAGCUGAGGCGGGUCUUUGGAAAUUGCCUGCCACCUUUUCCACCAAAGUAUUAUCUUGCAAUGACCACAUCCAUGGCUGAUGAGAGGAGGGGCCAGUUGGAACAAUAUUUGCAGAAUGUAACCAUGGACCCAGACAUGUUGAGAAGUGAUGUCUUCAUUGACUUUCUAAGACUCGUACAGCUGGACACAUUUAACAUCACCACCAAGACAGCCUCUCUGGAUAUAUUUCUGCCAGAUGGAAGGAAUAUUCCAGUCGAAAUUCUAACAUCAGAUACUGCUGAAAGAGUCCUAGAGGUGGUGUCGCACAGAAUGGGACUGUGUCAGGAGCUCCUGGGCUACUUCGGCCUCUUUCUCAUUCGGUUUUGCAAAGAGGGCAAACUCUCUGUCGUGAAAAAAUUGGUGGACUUUGAACUCCCUUAUGUGAGUCUUCGAAGCGCUGAAGUGGAAAACUGCAAGGUCGGACUCAGGAAGUGGUACAUGGACCCAUCCCUGGACUCCGUGCUGAUGGACUGCCUAGCAGCGGUAGAUUUGAUCUAUAUGCAGGCAGUUCAGGACUUUGAAAAAGAAUGGGCCAAACCCACACAGACGCAGAGGCAGAAAUUAGAGGCUCUGCAGAAAGAACACAACCAAACCAAGUUUCUGGAGCUGUCCCAAGAGGUACGGCACUAUGGGUACUUGCAGCUGGAUCCAUGUACCUGUGACUACCCAGAACCAGGCUGUGGGGCCAUCCUCUCUGUUGGCAAUAAUGAGAUCAGCUGCUGCAUAACCCUGCCUGACAACCAGACCCAGGAAAUCAUUUUCCAGAUGAACAGAGUGAAGUGCUGGCAGGUCACUUUCCUUGGAACUCUGCUGGAUAUGGAUGGACCCCAGCGAACUCUCAACCAGAACUUAGAGCUGAGAUUUCAGUUUAGUGAAGAGAGUGGCUGGCAGUGGUUUGUUAUUUACACCAAGCAGGCCUUUUUGCUGAGUAGCUGCUUGAAAAAGAUGAUCUCAGAAAAGAUGCUAAAGCUAGCUGCAGAGAAUCCAGAAAUGCAGAUUGAAGUUCCAGAACAAGGCAAAAGUAAAAAAUACCACAUUCAACAAAGCCAGCAAAAAGACUCUUCUCGUUUUCUACCAAGAAAAAGCAGGAUUGAGAUGGCCAAAGUUGACUGUGUUUUGGGGACCAUAAAGGAAGAAGACCUUUGA
Molecule: messenger RNA, 1323 nt
Organism: Callorhinus ursinus (northern fur seal)
Lineage: Eukaryota; Metazoa; Chordata; Mammalia; Carnivora; Otariidae
Source: RefSeq, a predicted model, not a curated record